UUCAACGUUUUCAUCCUUUUCAUCUGACAGCUUUUUAUUCACAAAUCAAAUUCUAUAAAUUGUAAAUAAAUACUUAUAUAGAAUAAGUACAAGUUAAAAAGUCUUGGUUUCUGUAAUCGACACAUUGUAAUCUGCCAUCGUUAAUUUAAUGUUUGUUUCGUCACAGAAAAUCGUCGAGUUUACAAAAGUAAAUAUAUGUUGAUAUGGCAUUAAUCAUGAAUGUUUAAUUGGAUCAGUGUUUUCUAUUCGAAGUUGUAGACUACUUUGAAAGCUGAAGUAAAGUACAUCCGGAAGUAAUUCUUUCAUUCGUUGCCAUGGAUCUUGCGAAUGAUUACAACGAUACUACUGAUUAUAAUGAACUGUUUCUUGCAGUCCACAAUGGAGAAUUGGACCUUGUUCAUUCUCUGCGAGAUAAAUAUUCGGCAACGGAAACAAUUCGUGGACGGACAUUGCUGCAUGUGGCGGCUGCAAGAGGACAUACGGAAAUAGCAAAACUGUUCACCACUAAGCGAGACGGAAGAGGGAAUACACCACUGCAUCUGGCGAUAAGGGAAAAUCAGCCUGAGGCAUUUAAUCUUUUUUUCGAAGAUAGUAACUUGAAUGCAAGAAAUCUCAAGGAUGAACGACCACUUCAUUAUGCAGCUUUGUAUAAUCGCCCUGAAUUCGCAAGAAAACUUAUAGACAAUGACGCUUCUAUUGGGGUGAAAGAUAGUAAGGGAAAAACGCCACUUGAUGCUGCAUUGGCGAAUGGAAACGUUCAGGUAGCAAAAGUUCUUUUUAAACAUGGAGCUGUUUUAAGUGAUGACGAUUUGACAAAUAUGGAACCUCUUCGUAACGCAGCUGGGAGAGGAGAUUUUGAAAUGGUAAAACUGCUCAUGAAGAACGGGUGUAACACAGUCGACAUUCCAACUAAAUAUGGUUCUUCUCUUUACCGAGCUGUAUCGUCUGGUCAUUUGGAAAUUCUAAAAUAUCUCAUGACGAAUGGCUUGAAAAGUAGUGCAACAAUUAAUAAUGAUAAAGUUCGUCUAUUGAAUUCAAGUGUUUCAGAUGGCAAGUUCGUUAUUUUUAAAUAUUUAGUCGAUAUUGGUAUGAAGAGUAAAGAAGUAAAUCGUAUUUUUAAUAGUAUGAUUUAUAUGGGUCGCCAUGAAAUGUGGGAAUAUUUUUUACAAAAUCUAUCGAAAAUUCAUGCAAAAACGUAUUUUAAAGAGAAACAGCUUCACUUCUCUAUUCGAAUGGGCCAAGUGCAGACUGUUAAGGCAAUUGUGAAUGAACCAUCAAACGAAUAUGAAUCGGACACUUUCGCCAGAAAAUUAGCCGUUUACAUUGCUGUUGAAAGAGGCAAUGAAGAAAUAUUAAAAAUUCUUCUAAACGCUGGUUAUCCUGCUGACAGUCUGUUUAAUUUUAUAAGUCCUCUUCAUCUUGCAGCAACAUUUGAACAUCCAAGACUAGUGAAACUGCUUUUGAAAGCUGGAGCUGAUGUUAAUUCGAAAACUGAUUUUCGUCUCACUCCAUUACAUUUCGCAGCAAUUUCAGCGCAGCCAGCUGUAGUUAAGUUUCUUCUAAAAAAAGGUGCUGAUCCCUCUAUAACCUCCCAAUGCAGUGAAUCACCCUUAAAAAUAGCCAUAGAGAUAUUUUCUCCAUUUUGUGAUCCUGUACCUGCUUCUGUUUUAGCAUUUGAAAGUUUGGUCAAAAUAACGAAGAUUUUAAUUCGAUAUUUAAAAUCUGAAGCUAUUGAAAAUUUAUUUCACUAUGCAGUUAAAAUGAGAGUUUUAUCAAGUAUCAAUAAUUCAAAACCAAAGUCAGAGAGACUAAUAUCUGCUGUAAGUGAUUCUGUAUUUCGUCCUGAAAUUGUUAGAUGCAUAUUUAAUUAUCUAAGUGAAGAGGAAGUUAAAGAUAUUUCUGAUACAUUUUUACUUGAAGAAAGUGGUUCAUCUCAUCCACCAGAGUUGUUACAACUUAUGAUGGAAUAUAAUGAUUCGAAAUCAUGUUUUGAUAUAGAAAUAAACACUUGGAAUAAAAAUAACAAGUGCCAAUUGCUCUUAAUUAGUUACUCGAAAAACUUUGAUAAUCUUUUAGAUAAAAUUUGGGAAAUUAUUGAUGAUUAUGAUGAAGAUGACGACAAUGACGUAGAGAAAGAGAAUAUAAUAGAAUUAUUAAAAUUAUUAAUAUGUCGUUUAGUAUUGUUGAACACAGAUUGUGAUCUAACUAAGUUUAAAGAAUUCGAAUUAAUUGAUCUUAUUGAUUGGCGAGAGAAGUGUUUAAACGAGAAAAGGGUCAUGCAAAGGACGAAAGUUAAUAAAAAUCUGAACUUCACAUUCUAUGAUGUAUUAACGAAAUCAAUUGAUAAAGUUUCAAUGUAUACGAGCAACAAUGAUUUUUUUAAAGCAAUCGAAUCUUCUGAUAUAAAAUUUCCGGUGUAUGCUGAUUUUUUGCAGGUGAAUGUCAAAAUAGCAGAAAGAAGAAGAAAUUUCAUCAACGACUGUGUUAAUUUAAUGUUAAAGUUGGUUCAAAACUGUCAUAGAAUUCGAAUUUCUAGAGCUGAAAUCAAUCAUAUUUUCAAAUAUCUGUCAAUUCUAGAUUUGAGAAGAUUUUCAGCAGCUUGUUCAUAAAAUGUAAUUUUAAAACAACGUAAGGAUCAGUUUUGAUGAAUAAUUUGUCAGGCGUCUCCUUUCUACGAUAAAGACAUUUUAAUUUAAAGAUUUAUUCCCAUAAAUGUAUUGGAAAGUAAUUUAAUCUUUAAUAAUAAUUAUUAAUAUAUUAUUACGUUAAUCAUAAAGUUUAAAGUUAUAUAUAUUGGGAUUACAUUGUUAAUUAAGCUUUCAGUUAAUAUGUUUUGUACGUCGACACGUUAAUUAAUUAAUUCAACUUUAACAAAUUAAACGCUUAUUAGAAAUUUCGUGUAAAGGUUUCUGAAUUGGAGGUUUUUUUAGAAUAUUUUUUUCAUAGUAAAAAAAAUAUGCAUUACUUAAAAUUUUUUUUAUAAUAAAAUACGAGUCUUACAGUAUGUAAUCGAGAAAAAAAUUUUUUUACAAAAUGAAUAAGUCUCAGAAAAGGACUAACAGAAGUGAUCUUCUCUAA
This is a messenger RNA of Leptopilina heterotoma, 3078 nucleotides long. Its product is annotated as putative ankyrin repeat protein RF_0381. NCBI's taxonomy places the organism in Eukaryota, Metazoa, Arthropoda, Insecta, Hymenoptera, Figitidae. The record is from RefSeq and is a predicted model, not a curated record. The transcript has 2 exons. Gene Ontology annotation, molecular function: calcium ion binding; protein binding. Bases 315 to 2609 code for a protein of 764 amino acids.